Molecule: messenger RNA, 681 nt
Organism: Chrysochloris asiatica (Cape golden mole)
Lineage: Eukaryota; Metazoa; Chordata; Mammalia; Afrosoricida; Chrysochloridae
Gene: CFAP95
Product: chromosome unknown open reading frame, human C9orf135
Exons: 6
Coding region: 1-681 (226 amino acids)
Cellular component (GO): plasma membrane
Source: RefSeq, a predicted model, not a curated record
AUGGGCAGCCCCUAUGGGGACUCGGGCAGCAGUAAGCAAUACUGGCUUGAGAUCGGACCCACUGACUUGCUGGAGCGCAAGGGCUCCCUGACCCUCCGCUCCCAUCACAAGAAAUACUCGAAACCCGUUUUGGUGUAUUCCUGGCAGCGGGACAGAGAAGCCUUUCCUAAAGAUUAUGAUAUAGAAGAUCCUGAAACUGUAAAAAGACUGUGUAAUUCAACAUACUGGCGACUUGGAAUGGAUGAACCACCGAUUUGGAUAUCAGAAACCCAUGAACAGAUGGAAAAUAUUUGUUUUAACACCGAGUUGGCUGAAAUAAAGAGCAAGGCCUUAUUGAAUGAGGAUACAUUGAGCUCUGGGAUUAUUGAAAGGGACACUGGAUUGCCUGCCACAGGUUAUGGGGCCAUCUUUACUAGACACCCUCCAGAGUAUCGCAAAAUGUGUCUCUUGACAACAUACUCUCAAGAAUAUGUUUCACCAUAUGCUUAUCAGCCACUUGAUUAUCCCUGUGAAGAUUAUUAUUCAAUAGUGCACAGAAAAUGCCGUUCUCAAUUCACAGAUCUAGAUGGUUCCAAAAGAUUUGGCAUUAACCAUUGGCAAGAUGAGAGUGGAAUUUAUGCUAAUUCAGAUGUAAAACAAAAAUUCUACCCAUUAACUGGUGGUCCUAUUGUUCCAUUUUAA